This is a messenger RNA of Haliotis rubra (blacklip abalone), 318 nucleotides long. RefSeq names its product as-peptide 126-like. The coding region runs from base 1 to 318 and encodes 105 amino acids. The transcript has a single exon. The record is from RefSeq and is a predicted model, not a curated record. NCBI's taxonomy places the organism in Eukaryota, Metazoa, Mollusca, Gastropoda, Lepetellida, Haliotidae.
AUGCAGAGAACAAUAAGAAUAAAUUUGGGUCCCAAGGCUCUACUGAACGCUGAGCCCAAGGCUGUACUGAACGCUAAGCCCAAGGCUGCACUGAACGCUAAGCCCAAGGCUGCACUGAAAGCUAAGCCCAAAGCUGUACUGAAAGCUAAGCCCAAGGCUGCACUGAACUCUAAGCCUAAGGGUGCACUGAACGCUAAGCCCAAGGCUGCACUGAAAGCUAAGCCCAAGGCUGUACUGAAAGCUAAGCCCAAAGCUGUACUGAACGCUAAGCCCAAGGCUUUACUGAACGCUAAGCCCAAGGCUGUACUGAACGCUUAG